GACGACAUUUGGCGCUCCAGUCUCUCUCACCUUUGCUCUCACACGCAAGAUGAUAGCACAAACAACCACAACCCGUAAAGACGCCGCCCCCGACACCCCCAUGAGAGAUCACCCCGUCGUAGGCCAAGCACAGGUCUACAGCAGCCCCAUCACCAGCCUUCACCGCCGCCCUCAACGUCGUCAGGUCUGGACAGCGCGACGGGCCUGAUGGUCGUCAGCUGCUACGUCCGCCUCCUCCAGAUUUUCGAGAGCUUCGCCUCGGUGCUGCCGGCCACGCUGGAUGCCUGCUGCGCCGCCAGUGCCAGCCUGCUUGGGGUGCGCAUCGGGAGUUUUUGCCCUACGGUCGACAGAAAACUGAGCACCGUCUUCAUCGUACAGUACGUCUACCACCUCCUGGAUGGUAUCUGCGGUGCUGUCGAGGCGUCUGUCGGGACACAGGGCGUUCAUGGACCUACUCUUGUGGAUGCGAGGAAUUCGGAGGGGAGGGUGAGGGAGCGCAUAUCCACCAGCGUAAACAUAUCCUGUUUGUAGUCUGUAUGAUCGCAUAUAGAAAUUAGAGAGACGAUUUUGGGAGAAGACAGCGGGGCUAUCUUUUUCAGAGGUCAUGGGAGAGAAACUCUAUUAAAAGGCUUCACUAUGGAAGGAAAGAAAGAAGGGAAGAAACCAGCCUAAGCUAGGCUGGCUGAAUCAAUCAAUC
Molecule: messenger RNA, 697 nt
Organism: Cryphonectria parasitica EP155
Lineage: Eukaryota; Fungi; Ascomycota; Sordariomycetes; Diaporthales; Cryphonectriaceae
Exons: 2
Coding region: 208-531 (107 amino acids)
Source: RefSeq, a predicted model, not a curated record